Molecule: messenger RNA, 636 nt
Organism: Serpula lacrymans var. lacrymans S7.9
Lineage: Eukaryota; Fungi; Basidiomycota; Agaricomycetes; Boletales; Serpulaceae
Exons: 3
Coding region: 1-636 (211 amino acids)
Biological process (GO): mitochondrial translation
Cellular component (GO): mitochondrial small ribosomal subunit
Molecular function (GO): structural constituent of ribosome
Source: RefSeq, a predicted model, not a curated record
AUGUUGCCAUUUAAAGGCGACGAUGUCCCUAUAGCAGGCCAUCUCAUGUUCCGCCAACAGCGGCAGUACCUUUACUAUCUUCGACUAAUUGAACAUGAGAUGCCAAAACUCGUAGGUUUCAGAAAGCCUUUUAUACCGCCAACUGCCUCCACUCCCCUUAUUGUUCGCUCAGUAGACUUUGCUGGUGAAGAGCACCCUCUUACGGCGAAGCGUGCUGUAGUUGUUCCGGUAGCCCACCUGCCGCUGAAUGGUCCAGAUGCCAUCCACAAAUUACAAAUACUUUCAGGAGUACGUUGGACACCGGAUCCUCCUCGGGACUCUGGCUUUGGAGGCGAUAGUGAUGCUGCAAAGCAUGGCUUCAUCAAGAUUUCAUGCGAGGACUUCCCCAAGUCACCAAUGAAUUUGAAGUGGAUCAGUGAUGUGAUAUGUCGUCUUGUUACCGAGGCUAAUUGUCAGAAGAGUGAUAAAUUCACAGAUGUACCAGUAGACACGAGACAUCUUGAGGCUAAGGCUAGGAAGGCAAAAAAGGGUGAUCAUGUCCGCGGCCGAGGAAACUCGAGACCAACGAUCAGAGAUUUUCCUCAGGAGUGGUUACCAAAACCUGAAGGAGAUGCUACACCCAUUCGUACCCCCUAA